Molecule: messenger RNA, 3872 nt
Organism: Cavia porcellus (domestic guinea pig)
Lineage: Eukaryota; Metazoa; Chordata; Mammalia; Rodentia; Caviidae
Gene: Rassf1
Product: Ras association domain family member 1
Exons: 5
Coding region: 2273-2953 (226 amino acids)
Biological process (GO): Ras protein signal transduction
Cellular component (GO): nucleus; microtubule cytoskeleton
Source: RefSeq, a predicted model, not a curated record
GCCAGAGGCGUUCCGGGGCCAGCCUGCAGAACCCCGUGUCGAGCGCCCCUCGGGUAAAGCUCCGGUUCCAGCAUGUUGGUCCUGUUGUCUGUCACAGACCAGUUGAACCAGAGCUAGCUGCUCAGUGACUUAGGGUGGACGGGAGACUAAAUGACUCUGACUAAAGUCAGCUGUACAGCCCGCGCUAACAUCUUGAUUGUGCGCGCUAACAUCUUGAUUGUGCGUCUGGGCGCUUGCUCCCACGCCUGCCCUAGGAGAACAGAGGAAGUGGAGGGGGAGGAAUCCUCGCCGGGAAAUGAGAAGUGUGUUUCCGAGGGAAGAGGCAACGAUCCCACCCCACCCCAUUCGCACCCCGCACCCCAGGAUGGAGCUUGCUGGUCUUUCUCUUAUACCAGUAGCUGGGAUGGAGAGGAUGCAUUCUCUCCUCUUGGGAAAGAGGAUUUGGGAAUGGAUAGAAAGGAAGCCUCCUUUAGGCCUGUAAGCAUUCCCAAGCAGUCUACCCACAAGAAGGUGGGUGAAGACCAGUGAAAAGAGAUCCAGAAGAUCCAGAUUACUAACCUAAAUUUGUAAAGUAAGGUGCCAGGGCAGCAGAGCCUCUCAGAGUCCACUAGAUCCCUUCAUUAGCAGAGAUCUCCGUGGAGGUGCCCUGUCCUGAGCUGGAAUGCCUCUGGGGAGUGUACAGGCUAGAGCACUAGGAAACAGAGAUAGGUCUGGGAAGUUUAAUAGAGCCGCACUCGGCACUUGAAGUCCUCAUUUAAGCCAAGAAAAUAGAGUUGUGGAUGAUGCUUUAAAUGCAAUUUGACAAAAUUCCUUCUAGAAGGGGUGGUACUCAGCACCUCAAAAUCUGAGCUCUGAGUGAGUGCGGAGUUCAAGUGCAAAGGUAGGAAAACAACAAGACACUAGCCAACUUGCAAAGGAUGCUGAGAAGUCCCAUCAUAUGUGAAAUAAGACCAUCAGUCAAAAUUAACUGAAGCAGAGGAGAGGGACAGGUUGCUAUUGUGCAAAGAAGGAAAAUUCCACAGUCCAUGGUCCUGUACGUUGGUAGGUCAUUGUUAGACUAUUCAGUGCCAGACAUGGUAGUCCAAACCUGUAAUCCCAGCACUGGGGAGGCUGAAGCUGGAGGAUCGCCUUGAGUUUGAAGCCAGCCUGAAUAACAUAAUGAGACCCCGUCUCAAAGAAAACUUAAAAUCUAGGCAGCUUCGGAAACAAAAACUUCCACUUCUACAAUUCUGCUUCCUCUUCUACAAUCCUGACAGGAUAGCUUAGUGACUUUAGUUCAAGUCCCUUAUAUUACAAAUGAGAGUAAUUGGGGCUGGGGAUUUAGCUCAGCAGCAUAAGCGCCUGCCUUGCAAGCACACAGUGCUGAAUUUGAUUCCUGGUACCGAUUAAAAAAAGAGAGAGAGAGUAAUUGUAUUACAGUUGAGGACCUUUUACCUGGAGAAGGGGAGAACUGGAACUGAGGUCACUGAGUCCAGGUUCAGGACUCCAGGAUAACUCAGAGGGGAAGAGGAAGUGUUAUCCAUCCCAGACUGGUCUCAGAGACCUCACAAAGAAGUGGAAUAAAUUAGCACUAUCCCAGUGCCUUCCUGUUCUGUAAACACUGCUCUUCCUUGUCAUAGCAGAGCGGUAGUCUACUCAGUAUUCCUUCUGCCCCCAAGCCUCUCAUCUGGGUAUUCCUUUCCUCUCGGGACCACUCUUUUAUCCCAGCCUGAACAAACACACCCACCCUCCAGCCUCUAGCCUCAUUUUGGGGAGAAUACAGGCUAGAGCACUAGGAAAAAGAGAUGGGUCUGGGAAGUUUAGUAGAGCCAGCAGCCACUGCCCAAGUUCCUCAUUUUUCAGGACCCAUACCAUUUGUUUUAUUUGCUGGUUGGUUUUAGUUUUUGAUUUGCUUGGGGAUUGUAAAGAACUGAUUGCUCAAAAGUCUUGGACUUUAUUGUGCUAUAUUAUCUUCCCAUUUAUACUCAUCAGUAAUAAAAACAGAUUAGGGAGCUUCAAAGCAGCAGUCUGGGAGCUCCCUGACCGUUCUUGGCUCAGAGCUUGAAGCACAGUGUCUUUCUACAGGAGACCUUUUAGUGAAAACACCCCUUCCUGAGGCUUUGGUUAAUGGUGAUCUCUGCUGUGCUUGAGACACUCCCAUUACAAAUAGGGCCUCUGUGACAUCAACAGGAAGUAAGACUAAUGUACUUGCAGCCAAUCAGUUUGGUAAAAAAAAGUUCAAAACCAAGGCAGCUCUACCCUCCUGGCAAGAAUCCAAUCCCUAGAAGAGGAUAUGGAGAUUUUAAUGGAUGAGCCUGUGGAGUGGGAGACACCUGAUCUUUCUCAGGCCGAAAUUGAACAGAAGAUCAAGGAGUAUAAUGGCCAGAUCAACAGCAAUCUCUUCAUGAGCCUGAACAAAGAUGGCUCCUACACAGGUUUCAUCAAAGUUCAACUGAAGCUAGUGCGUCCAGUCUCAGUACCCUCCAGCAAGAAACCACCCUCCUUGCAGGAUGCCCGGAAGGGAUUGGGGCGAGGCACAGCCGUGAGGCGCCGCACCUCCUUUUACCUGCCCAAGGAUGCUGUCAAGCACCUCCACGUGCUGUCACGCACACGGGCAAGUGAGGUCAUUGAGGCCCUUCUACGGAAGUUCUUGGUGGUAGAUGAUCCCCGCAAGUUUGCACUCUUCGAACGGGCUGAACGUCAUGGCCAAGUGUACUUCCGGAAACUGUCAGAUGAUGAGCAUCCCCUCCGGCUACGGCUCCUUGCAGGGCCUAGUGAGAAGACCCUGAGUUUCAUCCUGAAGGAGAAUGACUCUGGGGAGGUAAAUUGGAAUGCCUUCACCAUGCCAGAACUACACAACUUUCUGCGUAUCCUGCAGCGAGAGGAAGAAGAACACCUCCGACAGAUCCUGCAGAAGUACUCUCGUUGCCGCGAAAAGAUCCAAGAGGCCCUGCAUGCCUGCCCCCUGGGGUGACCUCUUAUAUCCCUGGGUGGCAGGAGGAGAGCAGGCAGUGCCAAGAGCCUGCUGUGUGAGUGUGACAGGGCCCAUGGGCCUGAGGAAUGAGUGUACAUGGAGGCCUUCCCCUAAUAGGGAGAACAAGCCCAGAGAACAGCAAAGGAGCUGACCCCUCGUGUCCACCAAUGGAUGUAGCAGAACGUGUCUUUGCACCCCUCCACCUCUUACACACUGGGUUACAGCAGUUAAGGUUGCCAUGGGCAGCUGCUCCAGGCUUGCAGCAGAGGUGAGGAGAUAGAAGUCUCCUUAAUGCAUGUCUCAGAUAGGAGAAUCUCGAAGCACCUACAACCAACAGAGUGAUGUUUACAGGGAUAAGGGCCCUCAGCUAUGGAGAAAGGUUGUGUUCUGGGUCUUGGAUAAAGUGUCAGGAAAGCUUUUUCAGAGCCAAGAAUGAGUGUUCAGAAUAAGGUGGACAUUUGGGUAGAGUCUGGGUUCCUCUUUAUAGUGCCUUCUUAAGGUCAGGGAAUGGUUCACAGUAUAGUAAUAGUGCCUCAAUGCCUCCAAGGAAGAUGUCCCUGGGCCAGACCAGAGUCUUCAUGAAUGAGGACAGCAGGCCAAGUCUAUUCCUCAUUUAUCAUCAAAACUGGGUCUUCCUCAUUUGUUUGUUAAGGUCUCGAUUUGUAGUGCAGUGUUGAACUCCAGUGUAGCCCAGGCUGGCCUCGAACUUGUGGUGAUUCUUCUGCCUCAGACUCCCAAGUGCUGAGAUCACACCAUACCUGGAUCCCUCAGAUAUUUUUGAUGAAAUGCAUGAAUGUAUUGUAUGUGAUGUUUUGUGGCCUCAACUGAAUGCCUCCUGUGGGGUAAAGGAUGGAGUUGGUGGCAUUAUCAGGGCCUGAGGUCUGAGAAAAUUUGUCUGAAUAAAGAUUUGAGACUCUUC